CCGGGUUCGAUUGUCCCUCGAGCUUAGUAUUUUUCAUCGAAGGGAUAGCGACCGCUUUUUCAACUAAGACGAUACCGAGAUGUACAUGAACGAUAGCAACGUAAUCAGUCCGAUGCAAGCCUUUGUUGGAGGUAUAGGAGACGGAAGUGAACAUCAUAUGCAAGAAAGACUACUGGGGUGGAACAUUCCUCCAGAAUAUUCCGAUCUAGUCCAUCCUUAUUGGCGGGGAUUUUUAGCACCCGGACGGUAUUGGCACAUUGGCUUCGCAUUGAUUUAUUUUAUGUUAAUGGUCAUGUCAUUUGUUGGUAAUGGCUGCGUUGUUUGGAUUUUUACUACAUCUAAAUCAUUACGUACUGCGUCAAAUAUGUUUGUUGUAAAUCUAGCGCUAUUUGAUAUCCUAAUGGCAUUUGAGAUGCCAUUAUUGAUAGUAAAUAGUUUUCUAGAACGUCCCGUUGGCUGGCAACUCGGUUGUGACAUUUAUUCAGCCCUUGGCAGUGUUUCUGGAAUCGGCUCGGCAAUAAACAAUGCCGCUAUUGCUUUCGAUCGAUAUAAGACAAUUUCCUGCCCAAUCGAUGGACGACUUAACAGCAAACAAGCAGGAGUUAUCAUAGCCUUGACGUGGUUCUGGACUAUGCCAUUUACCAUUUUGCCCUGGAUGCGUGUCUGGGGACGAUACGUGCCAGAAGGCUUCCUGACAACUUGUACGUUUGAUUACUUGUCUGAAGAUCAAGAUACCAAAGUUUUUGUUGGAUGCAUAUUUAUAUGGUCUUACUGUAUACCGAUGACACUAAUCAUAACUUUUUACUCGCAUCUCAUAAACUCUGUUCGUAAACACGAAAAAAUGUUGCGUGAACAAGCGAAGAAAAUGAAUGUAAAGUCCUUGCAAUCUAACUCAGGUGACAAAGAACGAAGUGUUGAGAUGAGAAUAGCUAAAGUUGCCUUUACCAUCUUCUUUUUAUUUGUCUGCUCAUGGACACCUUACGCUGUCGUCACAAUGACUGUUGCCUUUGGAAAUCGGGACGCAUUGACCCCCUUCUCAACGAUGCUGCCGGCUCUCUUCGCGAAAACAGUAUCCUGCAUUGAUCCUUGGGUUUACGCAAUCAACCACCCGAGAUACCGACUGGAGUUACAAAAACGUUGCAAGUGGAUGGGAAUCCACGAGCCGAUGCCAGUGUCAGACAGUGUGUCAGCGACUACGGAAAAGGUCAGCGACGAUGCAUAAGUGACCGGCAAAAGACAAAAGCUUAAAUAAAAUAAAACUGAAGAGA
This is a messenger RNA of Microplitis demolitor, 1268 nucleotides long. RefSeq names its product opsin, blue-sensitive (gene Blop). Bases 80 to 1222 code for a protein of 380 amino acids. Gene Ontology annotation, biological process: G protein-coupled receptor signaling pathway; visual perception. The record is from RefSeq and is a predicted model, not a curated record. Gene Ontology annotation, cellular component: membrane. Gene Ontology annotation, molecular function: G protein-coupled receptor activity. The transcript is spliced from 9 exons. NCBI's taxonomy places the organism in Eukaryota, Metazoa, Arthropoda, Insecta, Hymenoptera, Braconidae.